GUAAACAAAUCAAGGAAAAAUAUUAUCCCCUAUUCAUAUUAAUGUCAGAGUUUAUUCAAAGUGAGACUCUUCAAAAAGGCCUCCGAAUUACAAUUUCGGCCAUUAAGGUAGCUUGGGGGUGGACUCGUGAUCGCCUUUGGCCGAUGUACACUGCAGCCGUCGUUAUUUCCAUGUUUAACAUGAUAGCAAUUUCAUCAGAAAAGCAAAUCGUCGCCGAUCACUUCUUUGGCAGGGGAGGUAGCGGCUUCGAGGAGCAAAAGAGCAAUCUUGUGGAGGAGGGAAAGAAAUAUUUUAACGAGGAGGUGUCUUUAGCAGUGAAGGAAAAGGUCUGGCAGAUGCCGUCAGAAGUGUUCAAGCGGCAAUACGCAAGCACCAUGUAGUGGACUUUGGGAUCAAGGUAUAAAACACUCUCUAAGAAUACGACGAUAAAUCUAUCAAUAAAAUAAAAGAUGAAAACGAAGCACUUAGUUCGAUUUUCUUUUAUUGGUUUCUUAAACUUUUAGAAGCACCAAUACAAUAACUAAACGAAAAAUAAAAAGUAUCUAUUCCAUUUGUGAAUGAAUGUGUGACAUUUUGUCAGUAUUAAUCACCAAUAUUGAUCUGUUGAGAAGAAAUAAGGGGAUAGAUCAGGCCUUAUAUAAAAAAAAAAUAGCUAAAUCUAUUGAUAUUAAUUUUGUUGUUGUUGGUGAUUUUAGAGUAAACAGUGGAUGGUAACCUCUUCUAAGUGUUUUUAUCCGGCUCAUUUCACUGGGAAAACCAUGGAUGAGCGCGGAAUCUGACGAUAUGAUAUUUUGUUGAAGAAAGCAACGAUUAAACACUUUGACUUGGUUGUUAGCGCUUUUUCCAUCAUGGUCUAGUGAUCUUGAUUGAUAACUGAAAAAA
This is a messenger RNA of Phytomonas sp. Hart1, 882 nucleotides long. Lineage: Eukaryota; Euglenozoa; Kinetoplastea; Trypanosomatida; Trypanosomatidae. The record is from the annotation of a GenBank genome assembly.